CUCUGCUGCUUGCUUGCUUGCUGCUUCCUCGGGAGAAGAAGACGAAGAAGACGAAGAAGAAGAUCUCCAGUGCAGUCUCGACGCGGUCAGUCAGUCAGACGUUGUUAACCAUUGGAACUCCCGGAUAUAUACUCUACGGUACGGAAAAUUAAGAAAGAUGCCAUCCUUCUGCAGGCCCUGUCCGGGCGCUACGGCUCUUGCCGUUCUCCAAUCCAAAGCUCUACCGUUCUAUGACAGCUUCUUCAACAACCCCCUGCCGUACCUGCUGUCUUCGCCCGUCGAGGCGAUAGAGAUGCACAACAACAGCGCAACCUCCGCCGAGAUACAGUCAACAGCAACAGCGGCAGCAGCAAAAGCAACAGCAACAGCAACAGCAACAGCAAAAUCAUCAGCAACAGCAACUGCAACAUCAUCACCAUCAGCACCACCAGCACUAUCAACAUCAACAUCACCACUGCGCCGAGUCGAAGACAUGGACGAAGACCCCUCCACCAACACCGUCACCGCCGGCGUCGCGGGGGAUACUAGUCCCCGCUUCCCCCCAGACGAAGAAUCCCGCCUCCUCACCGCAGCGCACCUCCAAAAAUCCUCGGGCAACACACUCUUCCAGACAUCGCACUACCUGGCAGCGAUCGACGCGUACACGCUGGCACUACAAAGCACGCCGACGUACUUAUCCCACGAGACGGCAAUCCUGCACUCGAACCUUUCCGCGUGCCACCUGAAGCUGUCCGCGCCCACGCUGGCGCUGGAGCAUGCUGCCGAGGCGAUCCGCCGGAGGCCGGGGUGGACGAAGCCGCUGCUGAGGCGCGGGAAGGCAAGGGAGAUGCUCGGGACUUGGAAGGAGCUCGAGACGGCGGUAGGGGAGUAUGAAGACUUGUUGGGGGUGGGGAGGGUGCGCGAGCUGCGGGAGGGGGAGAGGGUGGGGGAGAGUGUCAAGCUCGAGGCGGACCUGACGGAGGCAGAGAGAAGGGAGUGUGUGCGCAGCUUGGCGCGGUGCAGGAAGGCGCUGGAGGAGGUGCGGGCGAGCGAGGUGGGGGAUGCGAUGAAGGGGCUGAAGACGCUGGGGGAUGGGCUACUGAGGCCGUUUGGUAUCAGCACUAGCGACUUUGGCAUGAAGCCGGAUGGGAAGGGAGGGUAUAGUUUGCAGUUUCAGAGGGGCGGCGGGCAGGCGUGAUGUUCGUACGCGGUUUGGUGCUUGUUUUUUUGUGAGCGGCGGCGUUAUGGCGAAUGGCAAUUGGCAAUGCGAUACUAUAUACACCCACUGGCACAGCGAGAGGGCGAGCGAGGUCUGUUCCUGCAUUCGAGUUCGGGUUAAAC
Molecule: messenger RNA, 1320 nt
Organism: Tricharina praecox
Lineage: Eukaryota; Fungi; Ascomycota; Pezizomycetes; Pezizales; Pyronemataceae
Exons: 2
Coding region: 158-1177 (339 amino acids)
Molecular function (GO): protein binding
Source: RefSeq, a predicted model, not a curated record